Messenger RNA from Didymella exigua CBS 183.55, 1541 nucleotides. RefSeq lists its product as uncharacterized. The record is from RefSeq and is a predicted model, not a curated record. The transcript is spliced from 2 exons. NCBI's taxonomy places the organism in Eukaryota, Fungi, Ascomycota, Dothideomycetes, Pleosporales, Didymellaceae. The coding region runs from base 229 to 1464 and encodes 411 amino acids.
UAUUCCCCGCUUUCCAGCAUCAUUAUUUCGAUGGACUAACUCUUCGAGCAUUUAUAUAUACUCCAGGCACUGGCGCAGGUUCGCCCGUGACAUAGAUCACUAUGACAGACAUCACGAAGAAUAUGUGUGCGAACAUGUACAUGGACAUAAUCGAUAAGUUACAAUUUAUACAAUUCCGGAGUACACUGAAGACCAGCAGCAGCCUGUUCCACAGCAGAAUGACGCCUGAUGCGCAACCAUAUGAUUUCAGCUUUCCCAGAUCAGGGUCCAGAUCUAUGGACAUCAGCUCCGAUAUAUCAGCAGCCCCUUCAGCAGUCCCUGCAGCACCCACGCCUUUCAGUAUCGACACAAGCGUCAUCGCUUUCAGACUCGAGAAUGUCGAGUGGUAGUGAUAUCUCGGGCUGGCAGCGCUCCUCGGUGGCCUCGACAAACUCUUCGUGGUCAAAUUCGUCCAAACAAGCGUACUACCAACGCAGGUCCAGUCUCGCCAGUAUUUCUUCCAUAAAUGAAAAAUGCUCCAUGUCAUUAUCGUAUGCUGCCAGUCCUGCUGAGGAAGCUGCAUCUCCUCUGUCACAAAGGUCAAAGCGAAAGCCCAAACAGCGGCAGGGAGGCUCAGAUAAAGACCCUUUCGCAACGUGCGUCUCACGAGCUCGCCAGAGUCGACGAUCUCCGAGAGAUCCAAGUUAUUGGUGCACCUCUUGCGAGGAGCCUUUCGUCGAGAAGUACGAUUGGAAGCGGCAUGAGGAAACAUAUCAGGAGCGUCGCUUCGUCUUCCAAUGCAACCUUUGUACCGCCAUCUACUUCCUUGAGAAGGACUUCCUUCACCAUCACGAGACCCGGCAUCACUGCGAAACAUGCCAUCGAGAUGGGCAUUUGAACGCAGCGAAGCAGGACCGUCAGAUCCGUACUGGGUGGGGAUGCGGUUUUUGCACACAUUUCAGUAACAAUUGGAGGGACCGGUGCAAUCAUAUUGCACAGCAUUUCGAGAAGGAUGGCAAGACCACGAAAGACUGGCACCAAACCGACGUCAUUCUGUCCCUUCUUCAGCGACCGGCUAUCCGCGCAGAAUGGCUCGUGAUCCUGCAGUCGCAGCUACAGCUGAGGGCUGAUUUUGGGUGGAACCAGCACAACACGGGAUGUGUGGAGGGAUAUCCAGAGAAUGGCAAAACACCCCACCUGCAAGAUCAACUCGAGUAUUUCAGCUCUAGUGAUGAUGCAGCUGCGCUGGCGCAGCUCGCUUUUUCGAAGAUUGCAUUUCCUCCUCACCCGCCUCAGGCGCCUCGCAAAGACUACAAAGACCACCACACAGUGUCUCUGCAGUCAUUGAUGGACCAAGCAGAAUCAUGGCAAGAUCUCAUGAACACGAUUCCGGAUGACCCCCUCCUACCCGAGAACGUUUGCAAUUUCGACUUCGAUUUCAGCAUAGCAGAUAUUACAUACGACGACGAUGCAGAAUUCAUUUAAGUUACUAGGUUCUUGCGUCGCGGUAAAACUGGCCUUAACACAGACUACAUUGUAUUCACCAAUUAUUUUGUCUCGUC